Drosophila eugracilis is the source of this 1158-nucleotide messenger RNA. RefSeq lists its product as uncharacterized. The record is from RefSeq and is a predicted model, not a curated record. NCBI's taxonomy places the organism in Eukaryota, Metazoa, Arthropoda, Insecta, Diptera, Drosophilidae. The coding region runs from base 572 to 745 and encodes 57 amino acids. The transcript has 3 exons.
UUCCGUUUCAACUGAGUGUGAAUUUCUCAGGCCCAUGUGCGAGAAACCCGAGUACCAACCUACGUCAUCGGCAUGCCUGGAAGCAUGAAAAAAUCCUUGAACAUAUUGACGGACCAGGAGUGCAGUAGCCGAAGCAUAUAGCUGCAUGUCUGACGAAGUGUGGCACACAUAACUGGAAUAACUGCUGCCAAGUCAAUGCCACAUUAUCGGGAACUGAAGUUUAAAAAGGAGAGGGACAGAGUAGUGAAGUGGAUGAAGAGGAGUAUAGACACGACAUUCGUGGAGCCGACCAUUAGAAGAAGCCUUGUCCAAGGCCGUGGGGCAGGGGGCAGGCGAAAGCGAAGAAUCAGGCAGAGGAAGUGGCUCCAAUUGGUUAGACAUUCCUGGAGCUCCCCAAGGCCGCUUUUGGUGAUGCACAGUGGGCAAAAUAAUGUAUUUCUAUUUAAACUACGAGAACCCCAGAAAUCUGUGAUAGAGAGUUCUCAGUAGGUCUUCCCUAUCAUUCACAUUGCUAAGGUUUUUGUUUGUUUUUAGGCACCACUUUUUUUUUUAAAUUAUAUUUUUUCGAGCCAUGGCAAUAGUACCAGUUUCCAAUAUCCACACUUUACGACCAAAUUCCCUCCACGGACUAGAGUUUAUAUACGUACCCCUGCAAUAUAGUGUCCACGUGACCACGUCUCUGAUUUCGGCUAUCGGGACCUUUUUGUACCGCCUGUGGGUUCCGCCCUUGAGGAGAAGUUGGUGACCAUAGGUUGAUAAGGAUAUUGGAAGUCUCCACAGUGCUGCAGAUUCAGGUGAAGCCUUAGCAAGGAGAGGUUAAAGAAGCCAGACUUGGAAACCAAAGGAAUUCGCAGCCGAGGACGGACACGACAUCGAGCAAAGCAGAUGAAGAAGAUGUUAACCCAAGCGGAUGCAGAAGUAAAGUACGAAGAGGGACAAGGGUCCAUGACCAGGACCAGUCUGGACUUGAGGCGCUGCCAUGGAUUGGGAGGUGGAGCAGGGCCCUGGGAAUAUGAGAAGGGGCAGCAUCAACAGCAUCAGCAGCAUAAACAAAACGACCAGCAGAGCUGAAGGAACGGAAGAACGGUGCACUGAACAAAAUAAAUUCUGUGGUUUUUAUAUUAUAACUAAAAUUUUUUACAAUAAACUUAAACCUUA